AGAAAAAGGAAAGAAAGAAGAACGCAUCUUUACUUCUCUCACUCUCUCUCGUUAUAUAUAAUUAGAUUCUUGGUUUUUAUUUGUAAAGAAGAAAAAAAUAGAUAUGGAAGAAAUAGAAAUACCCCAAUAUUUUUUAUGUCCUAUAUCACUUCAAAUUAUGAAAGAUCCGGUGACGACGGUGACCGGAAUAACAUACGACCGGGAAAGCAUCGAGAUGUGGUUGUUAACGGCGGAGGAAGAGACGGAGACGGCGGCGUGUCCGGUAACAAAGCAACCUUUGCCUAAAGACACCGAGUUGUUGACACCAAACCAUAUGCUCCGGCGGCUAAUUCAAGCUUGGUGCACAGUCAACGCAGAGAAAGGCGUUGACCGAAUUCCAACACCAAAGUAUCCUAUGAACAAGUCGAAUAUACUCCGAUUAAUUCGACAAGUUAAUAAUAAUGAUCAUCAGCUUUGUGCUGAAGCUUUGAGGAAAAUGGCUGAUUUGGUUAGUGAGAAUGAGAAGAAUAGGAAAUGCUUGGAGCAAGUUGGUGCAAUUAAAGCUAUAGUUUGUUUCAUAGUAAAGAGCUUCAAAUGUGAGAAAUUAAUUCCUGGUAUUGAAGAAGCUUUGAGGAUUUUCCAUUUAAUUUGGAAUCCGACAUCCGAAAACAAGCAGUAUGUAAAGGAUAACCAUGAUUUAGUUCAAGCUAUUUUAUGGAUUUUAAAGAGCGAAUUGAAAACCAGUCACGUUCUGAUCAAGACUCAUGCAAUGAUGGUCUUGAAGAAUGUGACAGAAGUCUCGAGUUCGAACCUUUUAUCGGGAUUAGACCCCGAGUUUUUCCAACAAAUGGUGAAUACAUUGCGAAAAAAUGGAAAAAACUACAUCUCCCAACAAGCAACAAAAGCAGCUUUGCAAGUGCUAAUAGAUGCAUGUCCAUGGGGAAGGAAUAGGCUAAAAAUCGUCGAAUCGGGUGCCAUUUUCGAGCUAAUUGAGCUUGAAUUAUCUAACCCUGAGAAAAGGGUUAGUGAAUUAGUGUUCUGUCUAUUGGCUAAUUUGUGUGUAUUAGCUGAUGGGAGAGCAGAAUUGUUGAAACAUGCAGCUGGAAUUGCAGUGGUCACAAAAAGGACACUACGGAUUUCUUCGGCUACAGAUGAUAGUGCACUUCAGAUUCUUGGUUUAAUUUCUAAGUUUUCUGCCACAAACGAAGUGUUAUUGGAAAUGUUAAGAGUAGGGGGGGUAUCAAAACUUUGCAUGGUAAUUCAAGCAGAUUGCGAACCUCAUUUGAAGAAGAAAGCAAGAGAGAUAUUGAGAGCACAUUCUCAUGUUUGGAGCAAUUCUCCUUGUAUACAAGUUUAUCUUUUGACAAGAUUUCCUGGACAAUAGCAAGAGUAGAGCCCUAAAACCUUGAAUAGUUUUUUUUUUUUUUUUCAUUUUAUUUUCCUUAUAUAAAUAGAGCUAGCCAACACACUGCCUUUUUGUUAUACUGUAAAACAGCAUCGAAAUUAUACAUAUAUAGAAACCCCAAUGAUAUUUGUGAAGUACUUAUUGGUCUAUUUUUCUCUUCUUUAAAUGUAGCAAGCAACCC
This is a messenger RNA of Nicotiana tabacum (common tobacco), 1565 nucleotides long. NCBI's taxonomy places the organism in Eukaryota, Viridiplantae, Streptophyta, Magnoliopsida, Solanales, Solanaceae. The record is from RefSeq and is a predicted model, not a curated record.